Molecule: messenger RNA, 252 nt
Organism: Diaporthe amygdali
Lineage: Eukaryota; Fungi; Ascomycota; Sordariomycetes; Diaporthales; Diaporthaceae
Exons: 2
Coding region: 1-252 (83 amino acids)
Source: RefSeq, a predicted model, not a curated record
AUGCCAGCAGCAACACCGAUGAAAGUACUGCCUGGUACCAAAUACGGCCCAGCUAUUGCAGUGGUCGCUUCCUUGUCCGCAGUAGGCGCCUAUGUAAAAUGGCAACUCGGGACUUCAUCUCGCACCUACGAUCGGAUGUUUGCGCAAUAUCAGAGUGCCCAGAGUGAGGCAUCGCGACAGAGGGUGUUUGAAGAUCAGGGCAGCGCCGACCCGCGGCGAAGCGUCUUCAACGUCUUAAGUUGGGGCAAGUGA